UCGCUGUCACCAACGUUACGUUUUGAAUUGAUCACUGAAAUAAAAAAUUGAAUUACUCUUUGCUACAGUACUAUUUUUAAAGUAAUUGCAAUAGGAUAACUAUGUGGUCAUUUUUCAGCCGAGAUCCUUCCAAAGAGUUCGGUUAUGAAAUUCUGGAACAACUUACAGGAACAGAAGAAUAUAUGCUAUGGAAACUUCAUAAAGGGAAGAAGAAGGGUUCUAGUGAGCCAGUAUCUGUUUUCAUCCUUGAUGCUAAAACAAGUGGAAAUGACACACAGAUAGAACUUGCGAAAGCAGCUCUGAAAAGAUUGAAAACACUCAGGCAUCCAAACAUUCUCACUUACAUCGAUAGUCUAGAGACAGAAAAAUGUUUGUAUUUGGUAACUGAGUAUGUUGAGCCCUUGCAGUUUUAUUUGAACAGUUGUGCUACUGAUUACCCUAAAUCUAAACAACAAAAAGAAUUAUUUAUAGCAUGGGGACUUUUUCAAGUUGUGCGAGCCCUAACUUUCUUGAAUAAUGAUGUGAAUCUUCAACAUAAUUCUAUCUGCCUUGGAAAUAUACUUGUAAACACCGCUGGAGAAUGGAAGCUUGGAGGUUUUGAAAAUGCAACUCCAUCAUCUCAAAUAAAUUCUCUACCAAUAAAAAUACUACCUUCCUUUGAGAAAUAUGACCCACCUGAGAAAGUGGAUUCAUUGAAGCUUAAAUUUGCUACCAAAUGGUCAGCCGACAUGUGGGGUCUAGGAUGCCUUAUUUGGGAAGUGUUCAACGGUUCACUCAAAUCCUCUUCCUCAUUAAAAAUUUUGGGCAAUAUUCCAAAACUGUUAACAUCAGUUUACUGUGAACUUGUAGGAGCAAAUCCCAGUUCUCGCCCUAACCCCAGUGAAGUCCUUGUUAUUUGUAGAAAGCCUGGAGGUUACUUCAAUAAUGAUUUGGUUGAAUGUCUCCUUUUUUUGGAAGAGAUUCAAAUUAAGGAAAGUAAUGAGAAGACACAGUUUUUCAAUAAGCUACCUUUACUGUUGGAAAGUUUUCCAGAGAACUUGGCAAGACACAAAGUUUUACCUCAACUUAUUAAUGCAUUUGAAUUUGGUAAUGCUGGAGCAACUAUUCUCACUCCUCUGUUUAAGUUAGGUAGCUUAUUAACCGAAGAGGAAUAUCAAAAACGAAUUGUUCCUUGUGUAGUCAAAUUAUUCUCGUCUCCUGACAGAGCAACUCGUGUCCGUUUGUUGCAGCAAUUAGAACAUUUUUCAGCUCAUCUUCUUCCUGUCACUGUGAAUGAUAACAUCUUUCCCCACAUUUUGAGCGGAUUUACAGACUCGAAUCCAGUAAUAAGAGAGCACACUGUUAAGUCCAUUAUAUCUUUAGCACCAAAACUGAAUUAUAAUAAUCUGAAUGUGGAAGUUCUCAAGCACUUCGCGCGAUUACAAUCUAAAGAUGAACAGGGUGGGAUCCGUACCAAUACUACAGUGUGCCUUGGAAAAGUCGCCUCUUAUUUCCAUCCUCAGAUAAGGCAGAAAGUUCUGGUAUCAGCUUUUACCAGGGCACUGAGGGAUCCGUUUCCUCCUGCCCGAGUUGGAGGCAUAUUAGCAUUUGCAGCCACCCAACAAUAUUAUCUGCUGAACCAAAUCUCUAAUCAAAUUUUACCUGCCCUUUGUGUACUGACGGGUGAUCCUGAAAGAGAAGUGCGCGAUCAGGCCUUUAAAGUCGUUAAAGGUUUCCUAUCAAAAUUGGAAAAAGUAUCGGAAGAUCCUUCUCUUCGAGAAUGCAUGGAGGCUGAUGUAAAUGCAAACGCUAGCCCAAAUGUAACAGAUAUGGCAUCAACAUGGGCUGGUUGGGCAGUUAGUGCAGUCACAUCAAAGUUCUACAAGUCUCAAAGCAGCCAAAUAUCUGAUCAGUCUCCUGCUCUGCCAGCCAGCACUCAAGGACCAGCUGCUACAAGCAACCCAAUAAGUUGUGAUACAAUUCCUGAAACAUCGCAUGAAUUACGGAGGACUUCUUAUACCGAAUCCACCGACGAAUCCGUGCAAUGGGGAGACAUGAAUGAGCUUUCACUAUCAAGCAAAAACCUUGUGGAUGAUAAGGGAGAUGGCGAUGGCGAUGGGUGGGACGUUCAAGAUGAUUGGGCGCCAAUUGAAACUGUUGAGCAAGAUUCCUUUGGCCCAAGCAUGACCACCGCGCGUUCUAAAGAUUCCGUAUUAAUGGGUACCAAAUCUGAAAAAAAUGAAAGUGGAUGGGAAUCGACAUGGAACACCAACCAGUGGUCUACUCCAGAUAGCAAUGAUAAAGAUGAGUCUCGGAAGAAGCGCGAAGAAAAACGUAUUCAGAGACAGAAAGAAAUCGAAGCCAAACGCAAUGCCCGCCAAGGAGCUAGUAGCGGAGGAAGUUCAUUAAAGUUAGGUGGCAAAAAAAUCUGAAAAGAUGAAGUGGUUCUUAUUUACUAAGUGAUUAUCUAUAACUGCAUCUAAGUGUUGCGUUUCAAAACGAUUUGUCAAAUUAUGAAGAUAUAAAAUGUAUGACUUCUACUGUCAAACACUUUCUGGAAGUCACCUUUGAUUGUUGUUUUUUUCCGGAUUCAAUAAUUCAGACUUUCGCAGCCGUAUACACUAAACGCUUGGUAUAACAGUCGGCUUGCUAUUAAAUUUUGUAGAAAUAUAUAUAAACAAGUGUCUAUUAUGUGAAAAUUUUUUCGUAAAAAAAAAAAUAUUAAAUCGAUAUAUGCUAACCGAAAAAUUCUAACUGUAGAAGGACGCAUUUCGAAGACCAUUUUUAGCUGAUGUCGUGUUUAAUCAAUUUUGUCUAUAGCCGGACCAGUCUUCAAAUACAAAAUUAAUUUAUGCAAAUGCGAA
This is a messenger RNA of Daphnia pulicaria, 2843 nucleotides long. RefSeq names its product N-terminal kinase-like protein (gene yata). Gene Ontology annotation, biological process: protein phosphorylation. The coding region runs from base 102 to 2411 and encodes 769 amino acids. The record is from RefSeq and is a predicted model, not a curated record. NCBI's taxonomy places the organism in Eukaryota, Metazoa, Arthropoda, Branchiopoda, Diplostraca, Daphniidae. The transcript is spliced from 16 exons. Gene Ontology annotation, molecular function: protein kinase activity; ATP binding.